This is a messenger RNA of Dromiciops gliroides (monito del monte), 2640 nucleotides long. It is a transcript of the gene EXT1, whose product is annotated as exostosin glycosyltransferase 1. The transcript is spliced from 11 exons. NCBI's taxonomy places the organism in Eukaryota, Metazoa, Chordata, Mammalia, Microbiotheria, Microbiotheriidae. The coding region runs from base 1 to 2241 and encodes 746 amino acids. Gene Ontology annotation, cellular component: membrane. The record is from RefSeq and is a predicted model, not a curated record. Gene Ontology annotation, molecular function: glycosyltransferase activity.
AUGCAGGCCAAAAAACGCUAUUUCAUCCUGCUCUCAGCUGGUACUUGUCUCGUCCUUUUGUUUUAUUUCGGAGGCUUGCAGUUUAGGGCAUCCAGAAACCAAAGCAGGAGAGAGGAGCACAGUAGUAGGAAUGGCUUGCACCACACUAGUCCGGAUCAUUUUUGGCCCCAGUUCCCGGACGCUUUGCGCCCUUUCAUUCCUUGGGAUCAAUUGGAAAACGAAGAUGACAAUGUGCCCAUUUCCCCUAAGCAGAAGCGAGACGGUAAUUCCAGCAUCUACAAAGGCAAGAGGUGUCGCAUGGAGUCCUGCUUCGAUUUCACCCUUUGCAAGAAAAACGGCUUCAAAGUCUACGUCUACCCGCAGCAGAAAGGGGAGAAAAUCGCAGAAAGUUACCAAAAUAUUCUAGCGGCCAUCGAGGGCUCCAGGUUUUACACUUCUGAUCCCAGCCAGGCGUGCCUGUUUGUCCUGAGCUUGGAUACUUUAGACAGAGACCAAUUGUCACCUCAGUAUGUGCACAAUUUGAAAUCAAAAGUGCAGAGUCUCCACUUGUGGAACAAUGGUAGAAAUCAUUUAAUUUUUAAUUUAUAUUCUGGCACCUGGCCUGACUACACCGAAGAUGUGGGGUUUGACAUUGGCCAGGCAAUGCUGGCCAAAGCCAGCAUCAGUACUGAAAACUUCAGACCUAAUUUUGAUGUUUCUAUUCCCCUCUUUUCUAAGGAUCAUCCCAGGACAGGAGGGGAGAAGGGAUUUUUGAGGUUUAACACUAUCCCUCCUCUCAGGAAGUACAUGUUGGUAUUCAAGGGGAAAAGGUACCUGACAGGGAUUGGGUCAGACACCAGGAAUGCCUUAUAUCACGUCCAUAACGGUGAGGAUGUGGUCCUCUUAACCACCUGCAAGCAUGGCAAAGACUGGCAAAAGCACAAGGACUCUCGUUGUGACAAAGACAACACAGAAUACGAAAAGUAUGAUUAUCGAGAAAUGCUGCACAAUGCCACUUUCUGUCUGGUUCCCCGUGGCCGCAGGCUCGGCUCCUUUAGAUUUCUGGAGGCACUGCAGGCUGCCUGCGUCCCGGUGAUGCUGAGCAAUGGAUGGGAGUUACCAUUCUCUGAAGUGAUUGAUUGGAACCAAGCUGCCAUCAUCGGGGAUGAGAGAUUGUUAUUACAGAUUCCUUCUACAAUCAGGUCUAUCCAUCAGGAUAAAAUCCUAGCACUUAGACAACAGACACAGUUCUUGUGGGAGGCUUAUUUUUCUUCAGUUGAGAAGAUUGUAUUAACUACACUAGAGAUUAUUCAGGACAGAAUAUUCAAGCACAUAUCACGUAACAGCUUAAUAUGGAACAAGCAUCCUGGAGGGCUGUUUGUACUGCCACAGUAUUCAUCGUAUCUGGGAGAUUUCCCUUACUACUAUGCUAAUCUAGGUUUAAAGCCCCCUUCCAAAUUUACUGCAGUCAUCCAUGCAGUGACCCCCUUGGUCUCUCAAUCUCAGCCAGUGUUGAAACUCCUAGUUGCUGCAGCCAAGUCUCAGUACUGUGCCCAGAUUAUAGUUCUUUGGAAUUGUGACAAACCCCUACCGGCCAAACACCGCUGGCCAGCCACUCCCGUGCCUGUCAUCGUCAUUGAAGGGGAAAGCAAGGUCAUGAGCAGUCGCUUUCUACCCUACGACAACAUUGUCACAGACGCAGUCCUAAGUCUUGAUGAAGACACUGUGCUUUCAACUACUGAGGUGGAUUUUGCCUUUACAGUGUGGCAGAGUUUUCCAGAGAGGAUUGUAGGGUACCCAGCUCGCAGCCAUUUCUGGGAUAACACUAAAGAACGGUGGGGUUAUACGUCUAAGUGGACUAAUGAUUAUUCCAUGGUAUUGACAGGAGCUGCUAUUUACCACAAAUAUUAUCACUACCUGUACACUCAUUAUCUGCCAGCCAGCCUGAAGAAUAUGGUGGACCAGUUGGCCAACUGUGAGGACAUUCUGAUGAACUUCCUUGUGUCAGCUGUGACGAAACUGCCUCCAAUCAAAGUGACCCAGAAAAAACAGUAUAAAGAGACAAUGAUGGGGCAGACUUCUCGGGCUUCUCGUUGGGCUGACCCAGACCACUUUGCCCAGAGACAGAGCUGCAUGAAUACGUUUGCCAGCUGGUUUGGCUACAUGCCGCUGAGCCAUUCUCAGAUGAGGCUCGACCCCGUCCUCUUUAAAGACCAGGUCUCCAUCUUGAGGAAGAAAUACCGAGACAUUGAGCGACUUUGAGAAGGAAGUCCUGCCAAGUGGGGGGAGGGGAAGGGAGAAAGGACUGGGGUCAAGCUGCUCUCUCUUCCCAGUGCAGAUCCGCUGACACGCGGAGCUAGACUGUGCCAAGUAACAGAAAACACACACACACACACACACAACACAACACAACACAACGCAACACAACAAAAAACUUAGACAAACAGAACUAAACGGCCAAGGGGAGACGGACUCCCUGCUCCUGGGAUUGAUUGCACUGGACUGCAAACUCACCUCACAGGCUUCUGUGUCCCAAGACUAGGUUGUGUACAGUUUAAUUAUGGAACAUUAAAUAAUUAUUUUUGAAAUGAUUGCUAUGCAGGUUUAAACUUUUUUAAUGAUCAAAACUAUUAAAAAUCAGAGUUCUUUCUUUAAUCAAAA